GAAAGCAUAAUAUUCAAAAUCAGAAGGAGUUCAAGUGAAAAUUUGCUAGAAUCAGGGGUCCAACGAAAAUUUCCCUUUUCUUGUCGUGGCAAAUACGAGCGACUUUCACAGUUCACCCUGGGAAGUCGAUCUAAGUGCAGUGUGCUCCGAAGAAGAAGAAGAGAUAUAGAAAAUGAGAAAGGUUCACCGCAAUCCAUUUCUUUUCAUUGUCUGUUUAUGCGUUCUCUCUUCAUCUGUUCUUUCCGAUCUGAUCAUCUCCAAGGCUGAUCGAAAGAUUGAUUUGACAUCCCAGAUAGUGAGGAGCACUAUUACUUUGAAGGUUGAAAAUUCUGGUAAUGAUCCUGCAUCAGAGGUCUUGUUACCUUUCCCUGAUGUCGUGGCAAAGAACUUGGCAUUCCUGAGGGUAACAACUAGUGAAGGGAAAGGGAAAAGUAAAACUUCUUCAAGUAACCUCCCUCUUAAAGCUGUCAAUCCUGAUGGAUUUCCCCCAGGGCUGACUUGGUAUGCUGUAUCUCUGCCUAGCAAACUAGGCAAGGGAGAAAGCUUAACUUUGGAGGUCAAGGCUGUAUUCACCCACUCAUUGCAGCCAUUCCCGGAGAAAAUUACUCAGGCUGAACUACAGCUUCUUGUGUUCCAGGAUAGUGCUCAUUAUCUCUCUCCUUAUUCUGUCGAGGUCCAAUCUCUCACUGUUAAGCUACCUGAGCCAAAGGUUGAAGCUUAUACCAAACUCGAAAACACCAAGUUCUCUGGUUCAGAGCUUAAGUAUGGACCUUAUCAAAAUAUUCCUCCAUUCUCAUUCCAGCAUAUAGCUGUUCACUUUGUCAGCAACAAGCCAUUUGCAGUUGCUGAGCAGUUGGUGCGAGAGAUAGAAAUCUCGCAUUGGGGAAAUGUGCAGGUAACAGAGGACUACAAUCUUGUCCAUGCUGGUGCACAGAGCAUCGGAGAAUUUUCAAGGUUAGAUUACCAGGCUCGACCGCACAUUAGAGGUGCGUCUGCAUUUAGGAAUCUUGUAGCUAGGCUUCCACCAAGAGCUCAUUCCAUUUACUAUCGAGAUCAAAUAGGGAAUAUUUCAACAUCUAAUUUAUGGAGCGACGCAAUGAAGACAUUGCUGGAAAUUGAACCUAGAUAUCCAAUGUUUGGUGGCUGGAAAACUUCUUUUACAAUUGGAUACGGCUUGCCACUCAAAGAUUUCCUGUUCCGUUCCGAGGGGAAACGUUUUCUUAACAUCUCUUUUGGUAGCCCAAUCAGUGACGUGGUCGUUGACAAGCUCAUUGUCAAGGUUGUUUUACCAGAAGGAUCAAAAGAUAUUUCUGUUUCUGCUCCAUUUACUGUCUCAGAGUCGAAAGAGACUAAAUUUUCCCAUCUGGAUAUGAUUGGCAGACCAGUGGUUGUUAUAGAAAAGAAAAAUGUAGUGCCUGAGCAUAACCAGUACUUCCAGGUGUAUUACAGGUUCAACAGCUUCUCACUGCUGAGGGAGCCAAUGAUGUUAAUUUCGGGAUUUUUCUUCUUCUUCCUUGCUUGCAUAAUUUAUAUGCAUGCUGACUUGACAAUCUCAAAGUCUUCAGCUUCAUAUCUGGCAAAGAAACAGUGGGAUGAGGUGCAAACUGUCAUUCAACAAUUCCUGAAUAUCAUGAACCGAUGCUUGACUAUUCAUGAUAAACUAGAAGCAUCAUUGCGUGAUCUCUCAAGAACGGGAGAUGUUCAGGCUUGCAAAGCUGCUCGAAAAGCAGCUGAUGCUGUUUUGAAGGAGCUUUCUAAAGAACUGAAGCCUUUACUAUCAUUCUUGCAGUCUUCCCCACAGGCUGCUCCAAUCUUUCCCAAGGUCGAGGAGGUGGUCGCAAAGGAAAAAGAACUGCAAGAGAAGCUCAUGGUGAAGCACUCAACAGUGAUCGAUUGUUACGAGAAAAAGUCUGGGGGACGAGACAUUGAAAACCGUGUUGCGUCAAUCCAGCAAAGAAUUACAGCCUUGAGGCAGGAAGUGGAUGAUCUUCUCGAAAUAAUUGACGAGAUUUAAUCUGCUUAGCGAACAAUUUUCAUGAACUCGUGUGUCUUAUCAAACUCUUAGCUCAAAAUUUUGUUGAGAUACGGACAACGCGAUUAGACUUCUCUUAGCAUAGUGGCAUUUCUUUGCCAUGCUUAUAGAUGUUUUUAUCUCACUGAGCUUAUUCCUGAGAACUUGAAUGAGUAGUUGUUAGGUUCUAAAUUGCGGACUAUUUUGAAGAUUAAUGCGGCUGACUACUGACGUUUUAUACUUUUCUUAUUUUGAACUUAGUUAAGUAUUUAUA
This is a messenger RNA of Ipomoea triloba (trilobed morning glory), 2285 nucleotides long. Its product is annotated as dolichyl-diphosphooligosaccharide--protein glycosyltransferase subunit 1A. Bases 173 to 2014 code for a protein of 613 amino acids. Lineage: Eukaryota; Viridiplantae; Streptophyta; Magnoliopsida; Solanales; Convolvulaceae. Gene Ontology annotation, cellular component: membrane; oligosaccharyltransferase complex. The record is from RefSeq and is a predicted model, not a curated record. The transcript is spliced from 10 exons.